UUCCUGGCUUCUCCUCCAUAACUCUGUUUCCCAACUUCUACCCAGAAGCUACCUCUCUUUUUUAUAUAUUUUUCAAAUCUAUUCUAAUUUAUGACUCAUUUUUCAUUAUGACCCACUCAUCAUUGCAUCCUUCUUCCAAACCACCUUUUACAUCAAGCUUUCGAUGUCUGGUGUUACUAACUUACAAUUAAUGAUUUGUGCCGACACCCAAAAAAACAAAAAUAUAUAUAUUUCUGCACUGAUAAUCCUAAACAUGGUUUAUCCUUUUUUGUCAUGGGUUUAGCAUGUUUGCUUCAUAAACUGAGUCAGCAGUGCUGCUAAUUCCCAUUUACCUUCUUUUCCUGUCCUCCCACAUCUUCCUGUUUCCCCCCUGUCCUCCCACAUGUCCCUCCAUCCCGCUUGCCAAAACAAUCCCUGUCUAGCAUCAUUUCUAUUGCUCCACUGCCACUUCACCAUAGAAACCCAUUCCCUGUCUCCUGCACUCUCUACCUGUCUUUAGCCAUUAUUCAUAUUCAUUUUUUUCCAAUCGUGAACAUCUGCAAAGCUGUUAUGUGGUCCACCUUCUUUCUGCACGAAGAGGAUGGCAGGCCGAUUCCACCAGGGAUGGGCGUAGGACCAGGAGCAGGUCCACUGGGACUGACCGGUGUCAUGGGUGGCAGAGGGGCUGGGGCUGGUGCUAUGGGAGUUAAGCGCCGGGCAAAAGCGUUGACAUCGAGACACCCAGGGGGCAUGAGCGAGGUCCAGAAGGGCAAGAUUAAGCUGGCGUUCUUCGUGGCCAUCGUGGGCGUGGUAUUGACAGUCUUGGGCUUGGGCACAGAGUAUUGGGUGGAGCUGUCCCCGCCCAAGAACUUCUACAACAACCAGACGUGUCUGGCGGCUCACUACGGGCUCUGGAAAGGAUGCUCCCGGACUCUGUGGGUGGCGGACAUAGACCCUGAGCGAGAGAGCUGUGGGCCGGCUGAACUGCCAGGAGAAUCUCACUGCAACUACUUCAAGUUCUACACCACCGGAGAGAACGCUGUCAUCUUCCAGAAGACGACAGAAAAGAGUCUGAAUGUGGCGGCAGCCAUGAUGGCCCUCUUCGGUCUCUUCCUGAUGGUCAUGGGGGCCAUAUGCAUCACCACAGCCCUCAGCAAAGGAGAAUCGUUCUUCCUCAAGCCUGCUUCGGUUUGCUUCAUUCUGUCAGGCCUCCUGAUGCUCCUAUCUCUUGCUGUUUUCAACCAAUCGGUCCUCUCCUUCCUAGCCAGUGACCACUCGGUGCCGUUGCGUCACGAGCUGUCUUGGUCAGUGUCCUGUAUUGGGUGUGCAGGGGUCAUGCUUAUUUUGGGCGGGAUCCUCUUUCUCUUGCUUGCACUGCCAUUCAGCCCCUGGCGAAGGUGUUUUCCCCCCAAAAAUGAAAGUGGCAGCUAGUGAAGAGAAGGAAGUAUUGCACUUUAUCUGUAUGUCUUAUAACUGUUGUCGAGAAAUGGUGUCUCUUGCAGUUUUACAUUUCACGAAGAUGUUCCUUGUCUUAAAUGUUUUCUCUCUCUUUAUUUUGCAUAAAUCAGUAGAGCUCAUUAAAGGGACAUUAUACUGCUCUUGACUUAUGAAAGCUGAAUAAUUAACACUUACGAUAACCAGGUUUCCAUCCAACAUUUAUAUGUGAGUAAAAUGCAUGUUGAAUAACAAAAUGUCAUGACAGGCGUGAGACAUAUUUUUUGGAAACAUAUUUUUGGGGGGUAAACUUUCCAAAUGUCAACAAAACAAAAUACGCCAGACAAGGUGGGAUCUUUCUUUGUCGGUAAAAUGAAUUAUGCGAGAAAUGUCGGUGGAAACGAUUUUAACCAUCAUAUCGAGUAAACUUUGAGUCACGCAAUGACAUGUUGUGUGGUCCUCCCACUACGACUCGUCGGGAAAGCAUGCAGUCUAUUAGGCUACAGAUGAAAUAAUUUAUGACAAACUUCACAGGCUGGUGAAAGUGCAAGGUGAUUAGCUUGAUGCUCCUUUCCAAUAAAUAUUGAGGGUCUUAUUCUGGUGAACUGAUAAUCGAUGCUUGGCUGCCGUUUGACAAAUAAAAAUAACGUUGCUCUUUUGUCCAUAAUAAUGGUAGGCUAUAGGUGCGCUCUAGCCAACAGCGAAAUGCGCGUUCGUGGCUUCAAGCUCAAGUGACAAAACCAGUGUAUGCGACCACGCUAUAUAACGCAAACUUUUUUUUGUGAGAAAACUCAGUAGAGUUGAAAAUGGGAUGAAAACCUCUUUAAUCUUCAAUAAGUACAUUUGAUCGAAACAUGUCUGGUGGGAAAAUGCACAUAUUUGUUUUUAUGAUGAUUUUAGAAUACUCACCUGAACAUCUGUCACCAAUUGGAUGGAAACCUAGCUACUGACACAUUUCUUGGGAGAAUCAAAGGUGUUAGUUGACAGCGAAAAUAUCACAUUGCAUGUGCAAAAGUGUAAUGUGCUGGUAUGUUCAAACAUCUCCCCAAGUGUGAAAUUCAAGUUAUUCAAAAUAAUAUUAAAUGAACGUAACAAGAACAACUGUUUACAGUUGUUUUUUGAAUUUGUAAACAUUACUUUUAAAGUAUUUUUGCCAAAACGUUGAUGAUGUUGUGAUCGACAGUCUCAUUAGAGAGUAUACUUUUAAAGAUAGUACUAGGGAUUCAGCUCUAUUACACAGAAAGAAAGUACCGUACAAAAAAUCUAGAGUUUCUAUUAAAUAAAUACAUACACAAUCCCAUGAUAUUGUAAUGUUUUUACAACUGCCUUUAAUAUACAGAUACAGUGCAUUCGGGAAGUAUUCAGACACCAUUCCUUUUUACACAUUUUGUUACGUUACAACCUUAUUCUAAAAUGGAUUACAUUGUUUUUCCCCCCCUCAUCAAUCUAUAAACAAUACCUCAUAAUGACAAAGCAACGACAGUUUGUUAGAUUUCUUUCUACAUUUAUUAAAACAAAAAAACUGAAAGAUCACAUUUACUAAGUAUUCAAACUCUUUAUUCAGUAUUUUGUUGAAGCACCUUUGCAGCGAUUACAGCCUUGAGUCUUCUUGGGUAUGAAGCCAAACGGUUGUCACACCUGUAUUUAGGGAGUUUCUCCCAUUCUUCUCUGCAGAUCCUCUCAAGCUCUGUCAGGUAGGAUGGGGAGCGUCGCUAAACACAGCAAUUUUCUCAAGAGAUGUUCGAUCAGGUUCAAGUCUGGGCUCUGGCUGGGCCACUCAAGGACAUUCAGAACUCCUGCGUUGUCUUGGCUGUGUGCUUAGGGUCAUUGUCCUGUUGGAAGGUGAACCUUCACCCCAGUCUGAGGUUCGGAGCGCUCUGGAGCAGGUUUUCAUCAAGGAUCUCUCUGUACUUUGCUUUGUUCAUCUUUCCCUUGAUCCUGACUAGUCUCCCAAUCCCUGCAGCUGAAAAACAUCCCCACAGCAUGAUGCUGCCACCCCCAUGCUUCACCAUAGGGAUGGUGCCAGGUUUCCUCCAGACGUGAAGCUUGGGAUUGAGGCCAAAGAGUUCAAUCUUGGUUUCAUCAGACCAGAGAAUCUUGUCAUGGUGUGAGAGUCAUUUAGGUACCUUUUGGCAAACUCCAAGCAGGCUGUCAUGUGCCUUUAAUUGAGGAGUGGCUUCCUUCUGGCCACUCUACCAUAAAGGCCUGAUUGGUGGAGUGCUGCAGAGAUAGUUGUCCUUCUGGAAGGUUCUCUCAUCUCCACAGAGGAACUCUGGAGCUCUGUCAGAGUGACCAUUGGGUUCUUGGUCACCUCCCUGACCAAGGCCCUUCUCCUCCAUUUGCUCUGUUUGGCCGGGCGGUGUGCUCUAGGACGAGUCUUGGUGGUUCCAAACUUCUUCCAUUUAAGAAUGAUGGAGGCCACUGUGUUCUUGGGGACCUUCAAUGCUGCAGACAUUUUUUUGGUACCCUUCCCCAGAUCUGUGCCUCAACACAAUCCUGUCUCGGAGCUCUACGGGACAAUUCCUUUGACCUCAUGGCUUGGUUUUUGCUCUGACAUGCACUGUCAACACUGGGACCUUAUAUAGACAGGUGUCUGCCUUUCCAAAUCAUGUCUAAUCAAAUGAAUUUAAGACAGGUGUACUCCAAGUUGUAGAAACAUCUCAAGGAUGAUCAAUGGAAACAAGAUGCUCAUUAGUUAAAUUUCAUGUAUCAUAGUAAAGGGUCUGAAUACUUAUGUAAAUAAGAUAUUUUUUAUUUUAAUACAUGUCCUAAAAUUUAUAAAAACCUGUUUCCGCCUUGUCGUUAUGAGGUAUUGUGUGUAGAUUGAUGAGUAAAACAUGUUAUUUAAUACAUUUUGGAAUAAGGCUGUAACGUAACAAAAUGUGGAAAAAGACAAGGAGUCUGAAUACUUUCCGAAUACACCGUAUAUGUAAAUAUAUCAAAGAGACAUUACCCUCUAAAAUCUAAAUAUUUUCAGAACUCAAAGCUAAUGUCACGAUUAGUCUACGUCCCAGGUCAACAUGUUUUGUAGAUUCAGUUAUUUUCCACAAUUUAAAAGUAAUGUAAAAGAUGUAAAUUCCAGAUCUGCGGUGCUUAUCUUUUCCAUUAAUUUGUGUAGCCUGAUCUACAUAACCAGUGGCGUGGGAUGUGUGGACUCAUACUGACAUUAGACUACUUUUGAGGUCUUAAAAACAUCUGACAAUGUUGAUUUUGGAGUCCAAUGUCCCUUUAAAUGUUAGACGCACCAUCUGCUCCAAGUACGUGGGUGACUAUAUUAUAGAAAUGGCCGUAAAUUACUAAAGCGGCACUGUCUAAAAACAUCUCUGGCUGAAAGAACAGACAAUUUCAUUUCAAUUUCAUCGUAAACCUUAUUGAAGAGGUAAAGUGCCACAAUUUACUGCAGAAUUUAGGCUACUAACCAGAUACAGUGCCUUCUGAAAGUAUUCACACCCCUUUACUUUUUCCACAUUUUGUUGUGUUACAGUCUGAAUUUACAAUUAAUUAGAUUGCAAUUUUUUGUCACUGGCCUAAUGGCCCCAUAAUGUCAAAGUGGAAUUAUGUUUUUCGAAAUUUUUACAGAUUAAUUAAAAAUGAAAAGCUGAAAUGUCUUCAGUCAAUAAACUCUUUGUUAUGGCAAGCCUAAAUAAGUUCAGGAGUAAAAAUGGAUUUAACAAGUCACAAUAAGUUGCAUGGAUUCCCUCUGUUUGCAAUAAUAGUAUUUAACAUGAUUUUUGAAUGACUGCCUCACCUCUGUACCCCACGCAUACAAUUAUCUGUAAGGUCCCUCAGCUAAGCAGUGAAUUCAAACACAGAUUCAAUCACAAAGACCAGCGAUGUCUUCCAAUGCCUCGCAAAGAAGGCCACCUAUUGGUAGAUGGAUAAAAAAUGUAAUAAAAAACAGACAUUGAAUAUCCCUUUGAGCAUCGUGAAGUUAUUAAUUACACUUUGGAUGGUGUAUCAAUACACCCAGGCACCAUAAAGAUACAGGCGUCCUUCCUAACUCAGUUGCCGGAGAGAAAGGAAACCAUUCAGGGAUUUCACCAUGAGGCCAAUGGUGACUUAAAAACCGUUACGGAGUUUAAUGUCUGUGAUAGGAAAAAACUGAGGAUGGAUCAACAACAUUGUAGUUAAUCCACAAUACUAACCUAAUUAUCAGAGUGAAAAGAUAGAAGUCUAUACAGAAUAAAAACAUUCCGAAGCAUGCAUCCUGUUUGCAACAAGGCACUAAAGUAAUACUUAAAAAAUGUGGCAAAAUGUUUAUUUUUGUCCUGAAUACAAACUAUCAUGUUUGGGGCAAAUCAAAUACAACAUGUUAUUGAGUACCACUCUUCAUGUUUUCAAGCAUAGUGGUGGCUGCAUCCUCUUAUGGGUAUGUGUCACGUUCCUGACCUAUUUAUGUUAGUUUUUGUGUGUUAGUUGGUCAGGACGUGAGGUUGGGUGGGCAUUCUAUGUUAUCUGUUUCUAUGUUGGUUUUGGUUUGCCUGGUAUGGCUCUUGAUUAGAGGCAGGUGGUUUGCGUUUGCCUCUAAUUAAGAGUCAUAUUUAGGUAGGGCAUUCUCACUGUUUGUUUGUGGGUGAUUGUCUCCUGUGAUGUCUUCGUUGUGUUCGAUGUUAUUCACUCUCGGGGCUGUUUGGCUGUUCGUACGUUUCGAUGUAACGUUCCUGUUCGUGAGUUUACGUUUGUCGAUGUAAGUUUAUGUUCAGGUUCCGUUCGUUACGUUUUGUUAUUUUGUGUAAGUUUUGAAAGUGUUUUGUUUUGUUUAGUGGCCGUCGUAUUUGUAAUAAAGAUGGCUUAUUUCCCUGA
Messenger RNA from Salvelinus fontinalis (brook trout), 6216 nucleotides. RefSeq names its product voltage-dependent calcium channel gamma-6 subunit-like. Gene Ontology annotation, molecular function: calcium channel regulator activity. The transcript is spliced from 4 exons. The record is from RefSeq and is a predicted model, not a curated record. The coding region runs from base 550 to 1410 and encodes 286 amino acids. Lineage: Eukaryota; Metazoa; Chordata; Actinopteri; Salmoniformes; Salmonidae. Gene Ontology annotation, biological process: regulation of calcium ion transmembrane transport via high voltage-gated calcium channel. Gene Ontology annotation, cellular component: L-type voltage-gated calcium channel complex; membrane.